AUGUCUUGGGGGAUCACCAAGCAAUCGAUCUUGGUGUUGCCCUACCAGAUCCUCCACCCGGAAAUGCACAGGCGCUUGAGCAAAUCCAACAUAUCCAAUUGCAAAUGGACGAUGGAAACUCCAUCUCCUGGGGAGCAAGUGGUCACUGUGGCCAUUGAGUCCUUCAGCAACAACGUAUUCAUCAAUUGGCUUGCAGGAGUGGCGAACAAUGGAAGGCUGGGAUGCAUCAUGUUCGAUGAGGCACAUGGGAUCGUAGAAGAUCAACUGUUCCAUCCAGCCUACCUCGAUGCCGUCCGGAAGCUCAUGCAGCUGCAGAAUGCCCCCAUCCUUUUUAUGUCGGGCACGAUGUCGCGGGGUUUCACCUGGAAGUUUUGGAAGGCUGCUGACCUCCUGUAUCGUCCAGACCAGUCUGCGGUGGUGAUCCGCACGAGGACCCAACGGCCACAGAUCUUCUACCAGUUCGUGGUACUGGGGAUGGGUCAAGAGCCUUGCAAGACGGAUCUUCCAGACGUCAAGACGGCCUGGAACAUGGAAUGGCGUGCACAAACGGUCGAGGUCAUCCGCCAGGUGGAGGAGGGUCUGAAGGGCGAUGAACGGGGGUUGGUGUUCUUCGCAGGCUACUAUGGCUUCGAUUACCAUGCUGUAGCCUUUUCGAUCUUCGUUGGGCAACCUUUCUCUGUGAACGACUUCUACCAGAGUUCGGGGAGGGUGGCUCGAGGUCUGCAAGUUGGAACGAGCCUUGUGUUGCUUCCAGCUCCUCCGAAGCGCUUUUCCGCCACACAGGAGUGUUUCGAGGGUCGUGUGGCCAUGACGAAGGCCAUUCAACAGUACACGAUGUGCCAUCGGGUCAUGCCUUCGCUGCAUCUGGAUAGCAAGGGUGAAAACUGUAUGGGCCUUCGGGAGUCAGAGCCGGGGACGGUGCUGUGUGUGGCGUGUUACAAGGACAAGAAAGGCAAGCUGGAUGACUAUGAUUUCGAUCUCCGCUGGGGUAAACCUUUCGACAUCGAUGCAACCGCAUGGAUCUUGGACACCUUCUUCCACCGAUCGAUCGGCUGGCACUUCAAAGAGUGGGCCUUCGGCCUUGGAGAUCAACGCUUCGCUCCAGCUGUCCAAAUCCAACGCUUCUUCUGCCGUCCCCAUUCAAGUGGAAAAAUGUCUCCGGGAACUCAAGGGCAGGGAUGGCAACAAUAUCAGGAGGGAUAUCACAAGUGGAAGUGGAAGCGUGGCCUGUUUUGCACCAAGGGGGACGGUAAGGACAUUGAGGGGUAUUGUUGGAAAUGCCUCCUCAACAUGGACUCUAGUUUGGUGCACACUUGUCCAACGAAGGACGGGUGCAAAUUUCCUGAUAUGAUUCCUGAAAUGGCCUGGAUGGUCCUAGGCUCGGAGGCGCUCCGUAAGGGUCUGGCCAACUACAUUGGUGAUCCCAAGGUAGAAACCAUAUGUGGGUACGAAUCGUGGCUGUUGGGGAGAUGGGAGGGCAAUAAGAAAUGGCGUAACAGUUCCACUCUGCUUGUACUCUUCUUUUACCGAUGUUGCUCAUCAAAAUAG
Messenger RNA from Cantharellus anzutake, 1548 nucleotides. RefSeq lists its product as uncharacterized. The record is from RefSeq and is a predicted model, not a curated record. The transcript is spliced from 4 exons. NCBI's taxonomy places the organism in Eukaryota, Fungi, Basidiomycota, Agaricomycetes, Cantharellales, Hydnaceae. The coding region runs from base 1 to 1548 and encodes 515 amino acids.